AGCAGAUUGGAGUAUGAAUGAUCAAUAGUUUCCGAAGCCUCGAUGGAUUCCCGACAACGCCUAGAGGAUGCAUACAAAAGAAAAUUGCAGAGGAUAAAAGUGAGGAGUGUUGUGACAGAUACUUUCAAACUGGGCAAGAGCAGCACCACUAGAUAUUGCAAAUUCCCACCAUUGAAAUUUGUUCUCCUUUUUAUUUUACUAGCCACUUUUCUCACCAUUCUUUCGUCUCCGAAUGUUUGCAAUCAAAACCGUACAUCGCGCAGCGUUUCUCGGCAACAUUUUGUGAACAGGUGGAUAUGGGGAAGUGCCUCGGACCCUCGUUACAUAUCGAAUCUAGAAAUAAAAUCGGAAGAAAUACUAACCGUAUUAAAAAAAAUCCCAUCGGAAAAUAAAAUCAAAGGAAUCGGCCUACUUAAUUUCAACGAGCGCGAAAUCGAGCAAUGGAAGAAGUUGACUCCGGCAGCCAAUCACCACUUGGUCCUCCAAAUGGACUACGCCGACAAAAACGUGACAUGGGAGUCCUUAUACCCCGAGUGGAUCGACGAGGAACAAGAGGAGGAAUUACCGAAAUGCCCUUCACUGCCAGGUGUCGAUUUCCCGAGGAAACGGGUGGAUCUCGUUGCGGUCAAACUUCCUUGUCGGAACGAAGGGAAUUGGUCGAGGGAUGUGGCUAGGCUACAUUUACAGAUGUCGGCUGCUGGCGUAGCUGCAUCCUUCAAGGGGAAUUAUCCAGUGCAUCUCGUUUUCGUGACGAGGUGCUUCCCUAUACCGAAUCUUUUUACGUGCAAGGAUCUCGUAGCGCGUGAAGGAAAUGUGUGGUUGUAUCGACCGGAUUUGAAUGCGUUGAGGCAAAAGAUUCAAUUGCCGAUUGGAUCUUGUGAGCUUUCACUUCCAUUGGGAUCAUCCAUAGAACGGGACGACGAUUCGGGAAAAACGCAACGGGAGGCGUACGCAACAAUCCUACACUCGGCCAACGACUACGUCUGCGGGGCCAUAGCGGCCGCGCAGAGCAUCCGCAUGUCGGGGUCCACCCGCGACCUCGUGAUCCUCGUCGACGAAUCAAUCGGCGACCAUCACCGGAGCGGUCUACAAUCCUCCGGAUGGAAAGUGCGCACAAUAAAACGAAUCCGAAACCCGAAAGCCGAAAAGGACGCCUACAACGAGUGGAACUACAGCAAGUUCAGGCUAUGGCAGCUCACCGAUUACGACAAAAUCAUAUUCGUAGACGCCGAUCUACUCAUCCUACGGAACAUCGAUUUCUUAUUCAAAAUGCCCCAAAUUUCCGCCACGGGCAAUAACGGAACCCUAUUCAAUUCCGGCGUAAUGGUGAUCGAGCCGUCGAAUUGUACAUUCAAGCUUUUGAUGGAUCAUGUGGAUGAAAUUGAGUCCUAUAAUGGCGGAGAUCAGGGUUAUUUGAAUGAGAUUUUCACGUAUUGGCACCGGAUUCCGAAGCACAUGAAUUUUCUGAAGAAUUUCUGGAUCGGAGACGACGAAUUGGCGAGGGAGAAGAAGACGCGGUUGUUUGCGGCCGAGCCGCCGGUUUUGUACGUGCUGCAUUAUUUGGGGAACAAGCCGUGGAUGUGUUUUAGGGAUUACGAUUGCAAUUGGAAUGUGGACAUACUGCGGGAGUUCGCGAGUGACGUGGCGCAUGGUAAGUGGUGGAGGGUGCACGACUCGAUGCCGGAGGAGUUGAGGGAGUUCUGCCUGCUGGAGUCGAAGCAGAAGGCGCAGCUCGAGUGGGAUCGGCGGCGGGCGGCGGAGGGGAAUUACUCCGACGGGCACUGGAGAAUUGAGAUUAAGGAUGGCCGUUUGAAGAGGUGCGUUGAUCCGUAUUGCAAUUGGCGGAGUAUGUUGAGGCAUUGGGGGGAGACCAAUUGGACCGGGGCUGAUUUUCCGGUGCAUACGCCGCCGGCGUUGGGCGGCGGCGGCGGCGCCGGUAGUUUAUGAUUUUAAUAAUGGCUUUUGUGUAAGUAGUUUUGAAGAGUUUUUUUUGGUUCGAGUAUCAUUUAUGUAUGGAGCUUGCAUAUUUACAGUUAAACUCAAUAAAUUUCUAUUAAUGAUUUAAUUCA
Erythranthe guttata (spotted monkey flower) is the source of this 2069-nucleotide messenger RNA. RefSeq names its product UDP-glucuronate:xylan alpha-glucuronosyltransferase 1. Lineage: Eukaryota; Viridiplantae; Streptophyta; Magnoliopsida; Lamiales; Phrymaceae. The record is from RefSeq and is a predicted model, not a curated record. Gene Ontology annotation, molecular function: glycosyltransferase activity.